This is a messenger RNA of Temnothorax curvispinosus, 1524 nucleotides long. Its product is annotated as excitatory amino acid transporter 3-like. Gene Ontology annotation, molecular function: glutamate:sodium symporter activity; neutral L-amino acid transmembrane transporter activity; L-glutamate transmembrane transporter activity. Gene Ontology annotation, cellular component: plasma membrane. Bases 89 to 1507 code for a protein of 472 amino acids. NCBI's taxonomy places the organism in Eukaryota, Metazoa, Arthropoda, Insecta, Hymenoptera, Formicidae. The record is from RefSeq and is a predicted model, not a curated record. The transcript has 9 exons. Gene Ontology annotation, biological process: L-glutamate transmembrane transport.
ACAUUAUCGAUUCUUGAAUUUAAUAAAUUUUAAGACGUAUGAUAGUCGGAAAAAGAAAAAGAAAAAGAUAGACGAUUCGAGUCAAACAAUGUCCAAAUUGAUACAUUCGCUGUCGAAACACAAGUUGAUAAUAGCGACAUUGACUGGCGUGACUAUUGGAAUAUCGUGCGGUCUGAGUCUUAAGAAUUAUUACAGCGGUGGAACAUGGUCUCAGCGAGAUAUCAUGUACCUCAAAUUUCCUGGAGAGAUGUUUCUCAGAAUGGUGAACUGUUUAAUAUUGCCGCUUGUCACGUCCAGUAUUGUAAGUGCCACUUGUAAUCUCACCAGAUCUGGACCUAUUGGAUUGAUGGCAUUGUGCUAUUAUCUAAUGACCACUACGAUUGGAAUAACUUUAUGUGUCAUACUUGUUGAGAAUAUUCGACCGGGUGAAUUAAUAAGAAACGAAGGAGCUCAGGUCGUAUCAACGUCCACAAAAACCUUUAUGACAGUGGACACAAUUUUAGAUCUAAUUCGUAAUCUCCUUCCCGAUAAUUUAGUACAUGCAUGCAUGUAUCAGUAUCAAACCGUUCUGGAACAGCCAGCCAAUGCGUCAGUGCCGAUAGAAGAGUGGCCCAUAACGAGCGAAUAUGUGGCAGGAACAAAUGUUUUGGGCUUAGUAUUUUACAGUCUGGUAAUAGGUUUAGCAAUCGGAAAGAUAGGCGCAACAGGAAAGCCGCUGUCAGACUUUUUUAAUUCCUUAGCCGAGAUCAUGAUGAAAAUUAUGAAAUGGGUAACACUGAUGGCACCAGUAGGUGUGUUAUUUCUUAUCGCUGGCCGAAUACUGGAAAUAGAUGAUUUUGGCGAUGUAAUGAGCCAUCUCGGAUUUUACAUUUUAACAGUAUUUACUGGACUAAUACUACAGGGUUUUGUAAUCCUGCCCCUCCUUUACUGGAUCAUCAUGCGUAAAUCGCCGUAUAAAAUUAUAUCCAAACUUGGCCCAACUUUUGCAACAGCCAUCGGAACGUCGUCGAGCACCGCCACGGUUCCCUACACAUUAAGAUGUUUAGAAGAGCUGGGCAUAAAUCCCAAAAUAACAAAGUUCAUUAUACCGAUUGGAGCAGCAAUAAAUCUGGACGGGAUAGCCCUGUACGAAACUGUCGGGGCGAUAUUUAUUAUACAAUUACGUGGGCUGCAGUUCUCUUUGUUGAGGAUAAUAAUUAUCAGUAUUACAUGUACAGUAUCCUGCGUGGGAGCUGCCGGCAUACCCAGUGGUGGCUAUAUGAUGUUAAUAAUGGUGUUAAAUUCUAUAGGAGUACCCGUUGAAGAUGUCACAUUGAUUAUCGCCGUCGACUGGUUUAUUGACCGUUUCAGAACGACAAUCAACAUUAUAGGCGACGCGUUCGGUGCAAGCAUCAUAUCUCAUUUUUGCGAAAAAGAUCUGGAAGAGGAUCUGGAAAACGAGAUGUGCCCGCUGGAAACAAACGCUUCGGAUACGCUUAUGAAAGUACAUUCUAAUAAGGAAAAUUAAAACAGUGAUUUUUAAUG